Molecule: messenger RNA, 678 nt
Organism: Blastocystis hominis
Lineage: Eukaryota; Bigyra; Opalinata; Blastocystidae
Exons: 5
Coding region: 1-678 (225 amino acids)
Biological process (GO): phospholipid transport
Source: RefSeq, a predicted model, not a curated record
AUGAUUCUUGAAUUCCGAAUUCCCCUUCCUCUUACUGUUGAUGACUUCCAAGUUGCCCAGUUGGCAAUGGUUAUCAAAGCGCAGGAGAAGGUUACGGGCGGAGGUGAAGGUAUCGUGGUUCUUAAGAACGAGCCUUUUGAUAACACUGAUGGUCAUAUGGGUCUCAGUGAGAUCAGUAAAACACCGAUUCCUAAGGUGAAGGGCCAGUACACUCUGAAGAAGUAUCUCCUGAGUUCGAUGUGCCCUCGCGUUCUGAAGGCUAUCAUGCCAGCAGAUUCUCUGUUUUUGUGGGAAGAAGCCUGGAAUGCUCAUCCGUACUGUUUAACUGUGAUGACAAACGGAUAUUUCUCCAUGGAUAAGUUCAAACUUGCUAUUGAGUCGCACUAUCUAAAUGAUGUGGGUACUUCAGAGAACGCUCUGAAUAUGCCUGAAAAAGAGCUCAAGAAGCGAGAAGUCAUUUUUGUUGACGUUGCCAAGAAGGGAAGCGAGAAGCUCCCCGCUGACGAAGAUGUGACAGUUUAUCACAGCCAGAAGCGGAACGUCGGUCCCCUUGCUCCCGAAUGGUACAAAACUGCAAGUAGGAUCGCUCUCUCUCAUAUCCAUCCUAGAUCCGGUAAUGUGCUGCUACAAGAAGGUGACGAUUCAAUAUCCUUAAUUCGAUAUCCUCGACGCCCUUAA